AUGGCCCCCUACCGCUCCAUGUUAGCCGCCGCUCUCGGUGGCGCCUACCUCCUCUCUUCAGGCCGAAUCCCCCAAUGGCCGGCACCCGGCUUCCUGACCGCCUUUGCGGUCCUUUGGGGCACCCAGGUGCUGGCGUGGGCUGCGUGGGUAGUCAUACUCUACCCGAAGGUCUUUUCGCCUCUGCGAGGACUUCCCGAGCCCAGCGGCAAUUCGUGGUUCAUGGGUCAGUGGAAAGCGAUUGUGGCACUCCCCACGGGGGGUCCCAUGUUGAACUGGAUCGAUUCCAUCCCAAACAAGGGCCUUAUCCGGUAUCUAGGCCCAUUCAACCAAGAAAGGCUCUUUAUCACAUCUCCCAAGGCUCUCGCCGAGGUGCUUGUCACCAAGAACUACGAAUUCAUCAAGCCGGAAGCGCUUCGCUUUUCCAUCGGCCGCAUCUUGGGUGUUGGCGUCCUCCUUGCCGAGGGCGAUGAACACAAGGCGCAGAGGAGAAACCUGCUCCCGGCUUUUGCCUUCCGCCAUAUCAAAAACAUAUAUCCGGUCUUUUGGACCAAGUCAAGGGAGGGUGUGGAAGCCAUGACAGAAGCCAUCCUCAAGGAGGCUGCCCAACGAAACGACGCAGAGAAGAAUACGGCCGUCAUUGAAGCGGGCAACUGGGCCUCGCGCGUCACCCUCGACAUCAUCGGCGUCGCGGGCCUUGGUCGUGACUUUGACGCUAUCAAGAACCCGGACAACCGGCUAACACAGGCCUACGCCCGUAUCUUUAGGCCGAGCCGCCAGGCGCGCAUUCUCCAACUACUGGGCAUGAUGAUUUCCCCCAAACUAGUUGCUUUGUUGCCGGUCAAGCGUAACGAAGACAUCGGGGUCUCAGCCAACUUGAUCCGAGCCGAGUGCGCCAAGAUCAUCCAGGAGAAGAAGCAGAAGCUGGCACAGAAGGAACCGUCCGACCCGGACAUCCUGUCGCUCAUGACGUUCCUCGCCGCCGGUCACGAGACCACGGCGUCGGCCAUGACCUGGGCCGCCUACCUGCUCGCCAAGCACACCGACGUCCAAGCCCGCCUGCGCGCUGAGGUCCGCGAGCACCUCCCGCCCCUCUCGGGCGACGACUCGACCGUGUCGAGCGUCGACAUCGACCGCAUGCCCUAUCUUAACGCGGUCUGCAACGAGGUGCUGCGCUACUUCGGGCCCGUACCGGUGACGCUGCGCAUGUCGGCGUGCGACACCAGCAUCCAGGGCCAGUUCGUGCCCAAGGGCACGCAAAUCAUGCUCGUGCCGUGGGCCAUCAACCGGUCCGAGGGGCUGUGGGGCGCCGACGCCCGCGUCUUCGACCCGGAGCGCUGGAUCGCCAAGUCGGACGCCGACAAGCGCGCGGCCAGCGGCGGCGCCGAGAGCAACUAUGCCUUCAUGACCUUCUUGCACGGCCCGCGCAGCUGUAUCGGUAUGUCGUUUGCCAAGGCCGAGUUUGCGUGUCUGUUGGCGACGUGGGUGGGGCGGUUUAAGAUGGAGCUGCAUAACAAGGAGGAGAUGGAUGAGUCCAAUAUUGAUAUCAAGGGUGGGGUCACGUCGAGGCCGGCGAAGGGUAUGUAUGUCAAGACGACGGUUCUUGAGGGCUGGUGA
This is a messenger RNA of Chaetomium globosum CBS 148.51, 1614 nucleotides long. RefSeq lists its product as uncharacterized. Gene Ontology annotation, molecular function: iron ion binding; monooxygenase activity; heme binding. Lineage: Eukaryota; Fungi; Ascomycota; Sordariomycetes; Sordariales; Chaetomiaceae. The record is from RefSeq and is a predicted model, not a curated record. The transcript is spliced from 3 exons. Bases 1 to 1614 code for a protein of 537 amino acids.